Messenger RNA from Nylanderia fulva, 14745 nucleotides. It is a transcript of the gene Dhc64C, whose product is annotated as dynein heavy chain, cytoplasmic. Lineage: Eukaryota; Metazoa; Arthropoda; Insecta; Hymenoptera; Formicidae. Gene Ontology annotation, molecular function: minus-end-directed microtubule motor activity; dynein light intermediate chain binding; dynein intermediate chain binding. The record is from RefSeq and is a predicted model, not a curated record. Gene Ontology annotation, cellular component: axonemal dynein complex. Gene Ontology annotation, biological process: microtubule-based movement.
AGAAACGUCAUAGUUCAUGUUCGUGGCUCGUGACAGUCGGUGGCGAUCGCUGGUGGCCGCUUGACAGUUCAAUCCGGAGGAAGAGUAGUGGGGGGAGGUUCGAUCAACCGACCCGCAGCCUCGGCGAAGCGUAAGCUCGGAAACGCAAUAAAGUGUGAUAUACACCCGGGAUAUGGGCGACUCCUUGGACGGCUCCGGGGAACCGUCCCCGGAGUCGCAGAACGUCUCGAUCGUCGAGUUCCCGACGUUCGCCAAUUAUCUGCGCAAAGCCGUCACGGUGCUGCUGCCGGACGAGGAUGCGGUGCCGCCCGCGUUCAACUUCGCCCUGGAGGAGCGCUACAACCAGGACUGCGUGCGCAAGUUUCUCGGCGACUCGCAAGUCAGCUCGCUCUACAUCCAGAGGAGCUCGACCAAAGAAGAAGACAGUGGGGAAGGAGAUGAAGACAAGGAGAAUGCAACUUAUUACCUAUCCAACGAGAUCCACUUUUCAAAUCCGAAGAUGGCCUCCCUGGUUCUGACCAAACGUGGGGUCGUCAUUGAGAGCGACAAGUCCAUUCAUUCCCAAGUCCGUUUGAUUACAUUUUCCGAUGGACCGCCGUACGAGACUCUACACGCGAUCAGCAAGACCAUGGCGCCCUAUUUUAAGAGCUACGUGAAGGAAACCGGUCGCGCCCACCGGGACGGCGACAAGAUGGUACCGUUGGUGGAGAAGAAGAUCGCCGAGCUCGAGAUGGGGCUGCUGCAUCUGCAGCAGAACAUCGAUAUCCCGGAGAUUUCCCUACCGGUGCACCCGAUCGUCGCCCAGGUGAUCAAGCAGUGCGAGGAGGAGGGUCGCAAACCCAAAGUCGCCGACUUCGGGGACAAGGUGGAGGACUCGACGUUCCUCAAUCAAUUGCAGAACGGGGUGAACAGGUGGAUCAAGGAGAUCCAGAAGGUGACGAAGCUGAAUCGCGACCCGGAAUCGGGCACGGCGCUUCAAGAGAUCUCGUUCUGGCUGAACCUCGAGAGAGCGUUGCACCGUAUCCAGGAGAAACGGGAGAGCAUCGAGAUCUCGCUGACCCUUGAUAUACUCAAACACGGCAAGAGAUUCCACGCCACGGUGAGCUUUGACACGGACACCGGUCUGAAACAGGCUCUGGCCACCGUGAACGAUUACAAUCCGCUAAUGAAGGAUUUCCCUAUUAACGAUCUGUUAUCGGCCACGGAGCUGGAGAGGAUCCGCAGCAGCGUGCAACAGAUCUUCAUGCAUCUGCGAAAGAUUCGCAGCACCAAGUAUCCGAUUCAGAGAGUCCUGAGAUUGGUGGAGGCCAUCUCGCGGGAUCUGGGCCAGCAGUUGCUGAAGGUACUGGGUACGCGACGACUGAUGCACAUCCCGUUCGACGAUUUCGAGAAGGUGAUGGCUCAGUGCUUCGAGGUGUUCACCACCUGGGACGACGAGUACGACAAGCUGACAGGUCUGCUGAGGGACGUGGUAAAGAAGAAGCGGGAUGAGCACAUGAAGAUGGUGUGGAGGGUGUUGCCGGCCCACAAGAAACUGCAGUCGCGGAUGGAACACAUGCGCCGGUUCCGCAGGCAGCACGAGCAGCUGAGGACGGUGAUAGUUCGCGUUCUCCGACCUACGGUACGUCAGAGCAGUAACAGUUCCACGCUGGAGAACACCGACAACGACAACGUGAAGGUGGAGUUCGCCCUGGACGCCGCGGACGCGAACGCCAACAGCGAGGUCAACCUGGCGUACGAGAACGUGAAGGAGGUGGACUGUCUGGACAUCACCAAGGAGGGUCAGGAGUCCUGGGACGCCGCUGUGCAUAGAUACGAGGAGCGUAUAGAGCGCGUGGAGGCCAGAAUCACGGCCCAUCUUCGGGAUCAACUGGGGACGGCGAAGAACGCGAACGAGAUGUUCAGGAUAUUCUCCAGGUUCAACGCGCUCUUCGUGCGCCCGCACAUCCGGGGCGCCAUCAGGGAGUAUCAGACGCAGCUUAUACAGAGGGUCAAAGACGACAUCGAGGCGUUGCACGAGAAGUUCAAGGUUCAAUACGCGCAGAGCAAAUGCUGCAGGAUGAGCAUGGUGAGGGACUUGCCGCCUGUUGCAGGAUCAAUAAUAUGGGUCAAGCAAAUUGAUUACCAAUUGACCAUGUAUUUGAAACGCGUCGAGGAUGUUUUAGGUAAAGGAUGGGAGAGUCACAUCGAGGGUCAGAAGCUGAAAGCCGACGGGGAUAGCUUCCGGAUGAAGCUGUCGACGCAAGAGAUCUUCGAUGAUUGGGCUCGUAAGGUGCAGGCACGAAAUCUCGGUGUAACCGGACGUAUCUUCACGAUCGAAAGCGUGCGCUCGAGGACGGGACGCGGGAAUGUGUUGAAGCUGAAAGUGAACUUCCUCCCCGAGAUUAUCACGCUGUCCAAAGAAGUGAGGAACUUGAGGAACCUCGGCUUCCGCGUUCCUCUGCCUAUCGUGAAUAAGGCUCAUCAGGCUAAUCAAUUGUAUCCCUUCGCCAUCAGUCUCAUCGAGAGUAUCAGAACUUACGAGAGAACACUCGAGAAGCUUACCAAUCGGAGUCCCCAUUGUCCCGCACUAAAGAUUGAAGACAAGGCCAGUAUUAUACCUUUGGUUGCUGGGAUGCGUAAAGAUGUUCUGCAAUUGAUCUCUGAGGGUAUCGCUUUGGUUUGGGAGAGCUACAAACUCGAUCAGUACGUGCAGCGUCUGUCUGACGCGGUGGUUUCCUUCCAAGAAAGAGUGGAGGAUCUGCUAGUGGUCGAGGAGCAGCUGGACGUCGACGUGCGCUCCCUGGAAACAUGUCCCUAUUCCGCGAACACGUUCGCCGACAUCCUCUCCAAGAUCCAGAAAUCUGUGGACGAGCUGUCGUUGAAGAACUACUCCAACCUGCACAUCUGGGUGGCGAGGCUCGACGAGGAGGUAGAAAAGAACCUGGCCGCCAGGUUGGAGGCUGGCAUCAAGGCCUGGACCGACGCCCUGACCGGCCACAAGAAGGAGGUGGACCUCAGCAUGGACACGGACGCGCCCGCGCAACCUACUCACAAACCCGGGGGCGACCCAAAGAUUCAGAACCAGAUCCACGAGGUCCGAAUCACCAACCAGACCAUGUACUUGUACCCCAGCAUCGAGGACGCGCGGUUUCAGAUAAUGCAACAACUAUUCGCCUGGCAGGCGAUCGUCACCUCGCAGGUGCGUCUGCAGAGCUCGAGGUACCAAGUGGGUCUGGACAAACCCGAGUCUGGCACCUACAGAAAUUUACUUACCAAGCUAACUUCGGGGAAGCAACCGCUGGAGGCCGCCUACGAGGCGGUGGAGUCGAAGAUGAAGGACGUGGCCGAUUACGUGGACCAGUGGCUGCGUUACCAGGCGCUCUGGGACCUGCAGCCGGGGAAUCUUUACGGGAAACUCGGCGAGAAUAUCAACCUGUGGAUGAAGUGUCUGAACGACAUCAAGAAGACGCGGACCACCUUCGACACCUCGGACACCAGGCGCGAGUUCGGACCUGUCAUCAUAGACUUCGCCAAGGUGCAGAGCAAGGUGUCCUUGAAGUACGACUCCUGGCAUAAGGAAACCCUGGGCAAAUUCGGGACUCUUCUGGGUAACGAGAUGGCGAGCUUCCACUCGCAGGUGUCCAAGUCCAGGAGCGACCUGGAGCAGCAGUCGAUCGAAGCGGCAAGCACCUCCGACGCGGUCGGCUUCAUAACGUAUGUACAAUCCCUGAAACGGAAGAUGAAGGCUUGGGAGAAGCAGGUGGACAUCUACCGCGAGGGCCAGAGGAUCCUGGAGCGUCAGAGGUUCCAGUUCCCGUCGUCCUGGCUGCACGUGGAUAACAUCGAGGGCGAGUGGGGCGCGUUCAACGAGAUCAUCAAGCGCAAGGACACCAGCAUCCAGACCCAGGUCGCGUCCCUGCAGAUGAAGAUCGUCGCCGAGGAUAAGGCGGUCGAGACGAGGACCACGGACUUCCUCAGCGACUGGGAGCGGGGCAAACCGGUGGAGGGUCAUCUGCGACCGGACGACGCUCUGCAGCAGCUGCAGCUGUUCGAGAGUAAGUUCGCCAGGUUGAAGGAGGAGCGGGACAACGUCGCCAAGGCGAAGGAGGCGCUGGAGUUGCAGGAACCAGGUGGAAUAUCCACCAGCGAGGACAGGAUGCAGGUCGUCUUUGAGGAACUGCAGGACCUCCGGGGAGUCUGGUCGGAAUUGUCCAGGAUCUGGGCCCAGAUCGACGAGACCCGCGAGAAACCGUGGCUCUCCGUGCAGCCGCGCAAGCUGCGCCAGCAAUUGGACACGAUGAUGGCGCAGUUGAAGGAACUCCCCGCGAGAUUGCGGCAGUACUCGUCGUACGAGUACGUGAAGAAGAUGCUGCAGAGCUACACGAAGGUGAACAUGCUGAUCGUGGAGCUCAAGUCCGACGCGCUGAAGGAGAGACACUGGAAGCAGCUGACGAAGCAGCUCAGGGUCAACUGGGUGCUGAGCGAGCUGACCCUGGGCCAGGUCUGGGACGUGAAUCUGCAGAAAAACGAGGGUAUAGUCAAGGACAUCAUCCUCGUGGCUCAGGGCGAGAUGGCCCUCGAGGAGUUCCUGAAACAGGUGCGCGAGUCCUGGCAGACGUACGAGCUGGACCUGAUCAAUUAUCAAAACAAAUGCAGACUGAUACGCGGCUGGGACGACUUGUUCAACAAGGUGAAGGAGCACAUCAACUCGGUGGCGGCGAUGAAGCUGUCGCCGUAUUACAAGGUCUUCGAGGAGGAAGCUCUGACCUGGGAGGAGAAACUUAACAGAAUCAACGCCCUCUUCGACGUCUGGAUAGACGUUCAACGACGAUGGGUCUACCUCGAAGGCAUCUUUUCAGGUAGCGCGGAUAUUAAGACCCUGUUGCCCGUGGAGACGUCGCGUUUCCAAAGCAUCAGCUCCGAGUUCCUGGGACUGAUGAAAAAGGUGUCCAAGUCCCCGAUGGUCACCGAUGUCCUGAACAUCCCCGGGGUUCAGAGAGCCCUGGAACGGCUGGCCGAUCUUCUGGGUAAGAUCCAGAAGGCGCUGGGCGAGUACCUGGAGAGAGAGCGCACGUCCUUCCCGCGCUUCUACUUCGUCGGCGACGAGGAUCUCCUGGAGAUCAUCGGUAACAGCAAGAACAUCGCGAGGCUGCAGAAGCACUUCAAGAAGAUGUUCGCCGGCGUGGCCGCGAUUCUGCUGAACGACGACAACACGAUCAUCACCGGCAUUGCGUCGCGCGAGGGCGAGGAGGUCAUAUUCCAGAACCCGGUGUCGACCGUCGAUUAUCCGAAGAUCAACGAGUGGCUGUCCCUGGUCGAGAAGGAGAUGCGGGUGACGCUGGCGUCGAGUCUGGCGAAGGCGGUCCAGGACAUCAAGCAGUUCAAGGACGGGAACAUCAAUCCCCAGGCGUUCAUGACCUGGUGCGAUAACUACCAGGCGCAGAUCAUCGUUCUGGCCGCGCAGAUCCUCUGGUCCGAGGACGUCGAGGCGGCGCUGCACGAGGCGCAAGCGGACCCGAGCAAGAAUUCGCUGGAGCGGGUCCUCAUCCAGGUGGAGGGCACCCUGAACGUGCUCGCCGAUUCGGUUCUCCAGGAGCAGCCGGCUCUGAGGAGGAAGAAACUCGAGCAUCUGAUCAACGAAUUCGUGCACAAGCGCACUGUCACCAGACGCCUGAUUGCCAACAAGGUCUCCAACCCGAAGGCCUUCGAGUGGCUGUGCGAGAUGAGGUUCUACUUUGACCCGAGACAGACGGAGGUGCUGCAGCAGCUCACGAUUCACAUGGCCAACGCCAAGUUCUCCUACGGCUUUGAGUACCUGGGCGUGCAGGACCGGCUGGUGCAGACUCCGUUGACCGACAGGUGUUACCUGACGAUGACCCAAGCGUUGGAGGCUCGACUAGGUGGCUCGCCCUUCGGCCCGGCUGGCACCGGGAAGACCGAAUCCGUGAAAGCGUUGGGUCAUCAGCUGGGAAGAUUUGUUCUGGUGUUCAAUUGCGACGAGACAUUCGAUUUCCAGGCCAUGGGUCGUAUAUUUGUCGGUCUCUGUCAAGUGGGCGCCUGGGGCUGCUUCGAUGAAUUUAAUCGGUUGGAGGAGCGAAUGCUGUCGGCUGUCUCUCAACAGGUGCAAACGAUUCAGGAGGCCCUGAAGAGCCAGAUGGAAGGCAAGAAGGAGGGAACUCUUUGCGUCGAACUGGUUGGAAAGCAGGUCAAGGUCUCGACCGACAUGGCUAUAUUCAUCACCAUGAAUCCAGGGUACGCCGGACGUUCUAAUCUACCUGACAACCUGAAGAAGCUCUUCAGGUCCCUCGCCAUGACCACGCCCGAUCGCCAACUGAUCGCUGAAGUGAUGCUCUUCAGCCAGGGCUUCCGCACCGCGGAGAAACUGGCCUGUAAAAUUGUGCCGUUCUUCAAGCUCUGCGACGAGCAACUUUCCAAUCAGUCUCAUUACGACUUCGGACUGCGCGCUCUGAAAUCGGUGCUGAUCUCCGCCGGAAACGUGAAGCGCGAUCGUAUACAGAAGAUCAAGGAAGGCAUGCAGAGUCGCGGGGAGACCAACAUUGACGAGGCCUCGAUCGCCGAGAAUCUGCCGGAGCAGGAAAUACUCAUUCAAUCCGUAUGCGAGACGAUGGUACCCAAGUUGGUUGCUGAAGACAUCCCGUUGCUCUUUAGCUUGCUCAGCGACGUGUUCCCUAACGUGAAUUACACGCGCGCGGAGAUGAAGGGAUUGAAGGACCAAAUCAGAAAAGUAUGCGCCGAGGAAUACCUGGUAUGCGGCGAAGGGGACGAGCAGGGUGGCGCUUGGCAAGAGAAGGAAACAGUUGGUGAGACGUGGGUGGAAAAGGUGCUGCAAUUAUAUCAAAUUUGCAAUUUGAACCACGGCUUGAUGAUGGUCGGGCCAAGCGGAUCCGGCAAAACCAUGGCUUGGAAGGUGCUGCUGAAGGCGUUGGAGCGCUUCGAGGGCGUAGAAGGCGUCGCCCACGUGAUCGACCCGAAGGCGAUCAGCAAGGAGACCCUGUACGGCGUGCUGGAUCCGAAUACGCGCGAGUGGACGGACGGUCUGUUCACCCACAUCCUGAGGAAGAUCAUCGACAACGUGAGGGGCGAGAUCAACAAGCGUCAGUGGAUCAUAUUCGACGGGGACGUCGACCCGGAGUGGGUGGAGAACUUGAACUCGGUCCUGGACGACAAUAAACUCCUGACUCUGCCCAACGGCGAGCGUCUGAGUCUCCCGCCGAACGUGAGGGUGAUGUUCGAGGUCCAGGACCUCAAGUACGCCACCCUGGCCACCGUUUCCCGUUGCGGUAUGGUCUGGUUCUCGGAGGACGUCCUGUCCACGGAGAUGAUAUUCGAGAACUACAUGCUACGUCUGCGAAACAUCCCGCUGGAGGACGGCGAGGAAGACAAUCUCGGUAAGAAGGCCACCGAGAAGGAGGACACUCUGUCGCCGGCGUUGACGGUGCAGCGGGAAGUCGCCAGCAUCAUGCAGAGCUAUUUCGCGCCGGACGGUCUGGUGGUCCGGUGUCUAGAGUACGCGAUGCGGCAGGAGCACAUAAUGGACUUUACGCGACUGCGCGCUCUCAGUUCCCUCUUCUCCAUGCUGAAUCAAGCCGUGCGCAAUGUACUCCAGUACAAUCACUCGCACACGGACUUUCCCCUGCCGAGCGAGCAAUUGGAGCGUUACAUGCCCAAGUGCUUGGUUUACGCGCUCCUCUGGAGCUUCGCCGGAGACGCCAAGCUGAAGGUCAGAUCCGACCUGGGUGACUUUAUCCGAUCGAUUACCACUGUACCUCUACCCUCGCAGAAUAACAUACCGAUUAUAGACUUCGAGGUGAACAUACACGGCGAAUGGUUGCCUUGGAGCAACAAAGUUCCUCAGAUCGAGGUGGAGACUCACAAAGUCGCCAGCCCGGACAUCGUUGUGCCUACCUUGGACACCGUGAGACACGAGAGUUUACUGUACACCUGGUUGGCUGAGCACAAGCCGCUGGUGCUCUGCGGACCGCCCGGCUCCGGUAAAACCAUGACGCUUUUCUCGGCUUUGCGAGCCCUACCGGAUAUGGAGGUUGUCGGGCUCAAUUUCUCGUCCGCCACGACCCCCGAGCUGUUGCUGAAGACAUUCGAUCACUACUGCGAGUAUCGCAAGACGCCCAACGGCGUCGUGCUGUCCCCGGUGCAGCUGGGCAAGUGGCUGGUCCUCUUCUGCGACGAGAUCAAUUUACCCGACAUGGACAAUUAUGGGACGCAGCGCGUCAUCUCUUUCCUGCGGCAAUUGGUAGAGCACCAGGGCUUCUACAGGACCAGCGAUCAGGCCUGGGUCACCCUGGAGAGGAUUCAAUUCGUGGGCGCCUGUAAUCCGCCCACGGAUCCUGGCAGAAAGCCUCUCAGUCACAGAUUCCUACGACACGUGCCCGUCAUCUACGUUGAUUAUCCCGGAGAAACUUCCCUGAAGCAGAUUUACGGCACAUUCACGCGCGCCAUGCUCAGAUUAACCCCGAAUCUAAGAGGUUACGCGGAAGCCCUGACGAACGCGAUGGUGGAGUUCUACCUGGCUUCCCAGGAGAAGUUCACCCAGGACAUGCAACCGCACUACGUGUAUUCGCCGCGAGAGAUGACCCGCUGGGUGCGCGGCAUCUGCGAGGCCAUCAGACCCUUGGACAACCUCUCCGUGGAAGGCCUGGUGCGUCUGUGGGCCCACGAGGCGCUCCGUCUGUUCCAGGACAGACUGGUGGAGGAGUCCGAGAGGGCUUGGACGAACAAGAACAUCGACACCGUGGCUUUGAAGCACUUCAUGUCGGUCGACCGCGAGAGAGCGCUAGCUAGACCCAUCUUGUACAGCAACUGGCUGUCCAAGGACUACGUGCCAGUGAACCGGGAGGAGCUGAGGGAUUACGUUCGGGCGAGGCUGAAGGUGUUCUACGAGGAGGAGCUGGACGUGCCGCUGGUGCUCUUCGACGAGGUUCUCGAGCACGUUCUCCGGAUUGACAGAAUCUUCCGACAGCCCCAGGGACACCUGCUGCUCAUUGGUGUCUCUGGCGCUGGAAAGACGACUCUGUCGCGAUUUGUCGCGUGGAUGAACGGCCUGUCUAUUUUCCAAAUUAAGGUGCACAACAAAUACACGGGUGAAGAUUUCGACGAGGACCUGCGCCAAGUACUGAGGAGAUCCGGCUGCAAGGACGAGAAGAUAGCUUUCAUCCUCGACGAGUCCAACGUGCUGGACUCCGGCUUCCUCGAGCGGAUGAACACGUUGCUCGCGAACGGGGAAGUGCCCGGACUCUUCGAAGGCGACGAAUACACGACACUGAUGACGCAGUGCAAGGAAGGUGCUCAGCGGGAGGGUCUGAUGCUGGACUCCAACGAAGAGCUGUACAAGUGGUUCACCGGCCAGGUGAUGAAGAACCUGCACGUGGUGUUCACGAUGAAUCCGAGCACGGACGGCCUGAAGGAUCGCGCAGCGACGUCGCCCGCGUUGUUCAACAGAUGCGUCCUGAAUUGGUUCGGCGACUGGUCGGACAACGCGCUGUUCCAGGUCGGCAAGGAGUUCACGAACCGGGUCGACCUGGAGAGACCCACGUGGAAGAUCCCGGAUUUCUUCCCGUCUGUCUGCUCCCUGAUCCCGUCGCAACCGACGCACCGGGACGCCGUCAUAAACGCGUGCGUCUACGUUCAUCAGACUCUGCACAAGGCGAACGCCAGGCUGGCCAAGAGGGGCGCCCGCACCAUGGCGAUCACGCCGCGACACUACUUGGAUUUCAUCAAUCACUUCGUCAAGCUGUACCAGGAGAAGAGGAGCGAUCUGGAGGAGCAACAGCUGCACUUGAACGUCGGCUUGAGCAAAAUUGCUGAAACGGUGGAGCAAGUGGAGGAGAUGCAGAAGAGUUUGGCUGUCAAAUCUCAGGAACUUCAAGCGAAGAACGAAGCUGCGAAUGCGAAGUUGAGGCAGAUGGUGAAGGAUCAGCAGGAAGCGGAGAAGAAGAAGGUGCAGAGUCAAGAGAUCCAGCAGCAGUUGGCUAUUCAAACGGUCGCCAUCAACCAGAAGAGAGAUGACGUCAUGGCGGAUCUUGCUCUUGUCGAACCAGCCGUCAUUGAUGCUCAAACUGCCGUGAAAUCGAUAAAGAAACAGCAUUUAGUCGAAGUACGCUCCAUGGCGAAUCCGCCGGCGAUCGUGAAGGUCGCGUUGGAGUCUAUCUGCUUGUUGCUCGGCGAGAACGCCAGCGACUGGAAAUCUAUCCGCGCUGUCAUCAUGAGGGACAAUUUUAUCAAUACCAUUGUCUCUAAUUUCAGUACCGAGGACAUUACUGACGAGGUGAGGGAAAAAAUGAAGAGCCGGUAUCUGAGCAAUCCCGACUACAACUUUGAAAAGGUGAAUCGCGCCAGUUUGGCUUGCGGUCCUAUGGUGAAAUGGGCCAUAGCGCAGAUCGAGUACGCUGACAUGUUGAAGCGAGUCGAGCCGCUACGCGACGAGCUUCAUUCUCUGGAACGUCAGGCGGAGACUAACAAACUGAAAGGCGAGGAGGUGAAGAACCUGAUCGCUCAGCUGGAGCUGAGCAUAGCCUCGUACAAGGAGGAGUACGCCCAGCUUAUCUCGCAGGCACAGGCCAUCAAGGCCGAUCUCGAGAGCGUGCAAGCCAAGGUGGACAGAUCGAUCGCUCUGUUGAAGUCCCUGGUCAUAGAGAGGGAAAGAUGGGAAGCGACGAGCGAAACGUUCAAGAGCCAGAUGUCCACGAUAAUCGGGGACGUUCUCUUGUCGUCCGCCUUCUUGGCUUACGCCGGCUAUUUCGAUCAACAUUAUCGUCAAAACCUGUUCACCACGUGGUGCCAGCAUCUGCACCACGCGAAUCUGCAAUUCAGGCCGGACAUCGCCCGCACGGAGUACCUGUCGAAUCCGGACGAGCGUCUGAGGUGGCAAGCGAACGCGUUGCCGACCGAUGACCUGUGCACCGAGAACGCGAUCAUGCUGAAGCGCUUCAACAGAUACCCGUUGAUCAUCGAUCCGUCCGGCCAGGCGACGGAGUUCAUAAUGAACGAGUUCAAAGACCGGAAGAUCACCAAGACCAGUUUCCUGGACGACUCGUUCCGGAAGAAUCUGGAGAGCGCCCUGCGUUUCGGUAAUCCAUUGUUGGUCCAGGACGUCGAGAAUUACGAUCCUAUAUUGAAUCCGGUGUUGAACCGGGAAUUAAGACGUACCGGCGGACGCGUCCUGAUCACGCUCGGCGAUCAAGACAUAGAUCUGUCGCCGUCCUUCGUUAUCUUCCUGUCGACGAGAGAUCCGACGGUGGAAUUCCCGCCCGACAUCUGCUCCAGAGUGACUUUUGUCAACUUCACUGUGACCAGAAGCUCCCUGCAAAGCCAGUGCUUGAAUCAGGUGCUGAAGGCCGAACGUCCGGACAUCGACGAGAAGAGGUCCGACCUGUUGAAGCUGCAGGGAGAGUUUCACCUGCGGCUGCGGCAGCUGGAGAAGUCUCUGCUGCAGGCGUUGAACGACGCCAAGGGUAAGAUCCUGGACGACGAUUCCGUUAUCACGACCUUGGAGACGCUGAAGCAGGAGGCCGCCGAUAUCAGCAAGAAGGUGGAGGAGACGGACAAGGUCAUAGCGGAGAUCGAGACGGUCUCUCAGCAGUACAUGCCUCUGUCUCAGGCCUGCUCGAACAUGUACUUCACGAUGGACAGCCUGAAUCAAGUACACUUCCUGUAUCAAUACUCCUUGAAAAUGUUCCUGGACAUCUUCACGUCCGUGUUACUACAAAAUCCCAACUUGUCCGGCGUGUCCGAUUACGGUCAACGGCUCACCCUGAUCACGCGCGACCUCUUCACCGUGUGUUACGAAAGAGUGGCCCGCGGAAUGCUGCACACGGACAGACUGACGUUCGCGCUCCUGCUCUGCCGCAUCCACCUUAAGGGCAUCCCCACGGAGUCCAUGUACGACGGUGAGUUCACCUUCUUCCUGCGCGGCAAGGAGGGCGUGCUGAACAUCCGGGCCCCACCGGUAUCGAAUCUCAGUUCCGAGCAGCAGGAAGCCAUGAUGCGCCUGGGCAUAAGACUGCCGGCCUUCAAGAGACUCGCGGACAAGAUUCAGGAGAACGCGGACUCGUUCGCCGCGUGGCUGCAGUCCCCCACACCGGAGACUUGCGUGCCCAAACUCUGGGACGAGGAGAAGCCGCUGUCGCCCACCGGGAUAGCGAUGCACCAGCUGCUGAUAAUACAGGCCUUCCGGCCGGAUCGCGUGAUCGCGGCCGCGUCCCUGGUCGUGGCCUCUGCUUUCGGGGACUCCUUCAUGCCCGCGGCGGAGGCCGAGCUCGACUUCGCGUCCGUCGUGGAGAACCAGUUGAAGGCCACCGUGCCGGCUCUGCUGUGCUCGGUGCCCGGGUUUGACGCCUCGGGCCGAGUGGACGACCUGGCCGCUGAACUGGGCAAACAAAUAGCCAGCAUCGCUAUAGGAUCCGCCGAGGGAUUCAAUCAGGCGGACCGGGCGAUAAACAUGGCCGUGAAAGCCGGCAGGUGGGUGUUGCUGAAGAACGUGCACCUGGCCCCGCAGUGGUUAGUGCAGCUGGAGAAGAAGCUGCACAGUCUGCAGCCGCACGCUAGCUUCCGCUUGUUCCUCACUAUGGAGAUCAAUCCGAAGGUACCGGUGAAUCUACUGAGAGCCGGCAGGAUCUUCGUGUUCGAGCCACCGCCCGGGAUACGUGCGAACCUGCUGCGGACCUUCAGCACCGUCCCGGCUUCCCGGAUGAUGCGGGCGCCGAAUGAGCGAGCUCGUCUCUACUUCCUGCUUGCUUGGUUCCACGCGAUCGUCCAGGAGCGGCUGCGUUACGCUCCCCUGGGCUGGGCCAAGCACUACGAGUUCAACGAGAGCGACCUGAGGGUCGCCUGCGACACCCUGGACACGUGGAUCGAGGCCACGGCGAUGGGCAGGACGAAUCUACCGCCCGAGAAGGUGCCCUGGGACGCCCUGGUGACCCUUCUCUCGCAGUGCAUUUACGGCGGCAAGAUCGAUAACGACUUUGAUCAGCGUCUGCUGGCUUCGUUCUUGCGCAAGCUCUUUACUCCGCGCUCGUUCGAGGCCGACUUCGCCCUCGUCGCGAAUAUAGACGGGGCGCAGAGCAAUCAGAGACACAUCACGAUGCCGGACGGCACUAGGCGCGACCACUUUCUGAAGUGGAUCGAGUCCCUCUCGGACAGGCAGACACCCUCCUGGCUUGGGCUGCCGAAUAACGCAGAGAAGGUGCUCCUGACCACGAGAGGCACCGAUCUAGUCUCCAAACUGCUCAAGAUGCAACAGCUGGAGGACGAGGACGAGCUGGCGUACUCGAACGAGGAGUCCUUGGUCACACCGAGGGAAGCCGAGGCCGACGGCCGGCCGUCCUGGAUGAGGACCUUGCACAACUCGGCCUCCACCUGGUUACAACUGCUACCAAAGAACCUGCUGAUCUUGAAGAGAACGGUCGAGAAUAUCAAGGAUCCGUUGUACAGAUACUUCGAGAGGGAAGUCAACAGCGGGGCGAAAUUACUUCAAGAUGUUAUCCACGAUUUGGAGGAUGUCGUAUUGAUCUGUCAAGGCGAGAAGAAGCAAACCAAUUAUCACAGAACGAUGCUAUCUGAAUUGGUGAAGGGUAUUUUACCUGGAGGUUGGAGGAGAUAUACCGUGCCAAGAGGCUGUACGGUUAUACAGUGGAUCACCGAUUUUAGUCAUAGAGUCUCCCAGUUGCAGGAAGUCUCGCGUUUAGUCUCUCAGGGCGGAGCGAAAGAGAUAAAGAGUUUCCCAGUCUGGCUCGGAGGCUUGUUGAAUCCCGAGGCUUAUAUCACCGCGACCAGGCAGUGCAUCGCUCAGGCGAACAGCUGGUCCCUCGAGGAACUGCAACUGAACGUGACCAUCGGCGACGGCGACAACAUUGCUACGGACGAUUGCUCGUUCGCGGUGACCGGGCUGAAGCUGCAGGGCGCGCAGUGCAAGGAUAAUCAGUUGUACUUGACCUCGACCAUCAUGACCGACCUGCCGGUGACGAUGUUGAGGUGGGUGCGAUCGUCCACGGAGGAGAUCCGGCGGGGCAAGCUGUCCCUGCCGGUUUAUCUGAACAGCACCCGCACCGAGCUCCUGUUCACCGUCGAUUUGAAUAUCGCUCCUAGUCAAGAACCGCACAGUUUUUACGAGAGGGGAGUCGCCGUCUUGACAUCCACCGCUUUGAAUUAAUGUAUUAAUUAACAAGACAGCGUUUAGCGCGAAUUGUUUACCGCUAUAUUAUGUAACUCACUAUAUAUUAUGCAGGAACAAUUGUAAAACGUCGCCACGCAUGUUACAGGAUGUAAGUUUGUAAAGAAAACGCGGGCACAGAUAGUAACAUGCUGCUACAAGAGUCUAAAAGAAGAGGAAAUAAGCAUUGAAAAAAAUCUAUACAUAUUUUACACGAUUGCUUUCAACUUUUUAAGGGACUUUUCUGCUGAAUGUAUUUAAUUAUAGAAACAGAAAUUAUGUUCGCCGCGGUAUAAUUAAAUGUACAUCAUAUUCUCGUUUAAUAGAAUAAUUAAUAGCUUCAUGAGAAGGAGGUUGUAAUAUAUAUCUAUAUAGUUUAUUUUAAUUUUUAUAUACGUUCAGAGACUUCCCCUUCUCUCAAAGUACGAUAUUAUGAAUAUCGAUGAUAACUAUGAAUAUAUAUAUAAAUAUAUAUAUAUAUAUAUAUAUAUAUAUAUAUAUCGAGAUAUUAUUAUAGUGUUUAUAUAACACAGAAUCUUAACUGGCAUCUAAUAAAGUCAUACUGUAACUAUACUAUU